This is a messenger RNA of Zootoca vivipara (common lizard), 2799 nucleotides long. RefSeq names its product SHC binding and spindle associated 1 (gene SHCBP1). Lineage: Eukaryota; Metazoa; Chordata; Lepidosauria; Squamata; Lacertidae. Gene Ontology annotation, biological process: fibroblast growth factor receptor signaling pathway. The record is from RefSeq and is a predicted model, not a curated record.
UUGGCCGCUUGGCUGUCGUUGAGGGUUGAAGUUGCGGCGACCCGGGCCGGGUGAAGGAGGAGUUGAUGGCUGAUCCGGCGCCCGAAUCGUUGACGCCGCCGCCGCUGGAAGGGGCAGCGAUGGAGACCGAGGCCUCGGAUGCCCCAGCGAGAGGGGAGGAAGCGAAUGAGAACCGACCAGGCGAGACGGUGAAGGGCGCUGUGAUACUGGAGAAGGAAGCAGGGGAAACGGAAGAAGGGCGUGAUGGACGGGGAGAGGAGCCCCUGGAGCCCGCUCCAGAAAACCCUAAACUAGACGAGGGCGGAGAAAGCGAUAGUGAUUGCAGCAGCUGCAGCGAUUAUGGGAGUCAUGGCAAGCCAGGGACCUCCUUGCAAAGGCUCGUGCCAGAGAGGAAUGUCCUCUUCCCAGACACUUUCCAGACAAACAACCUCCUGUUCUAUGAGCGGUUUAAGACCUAUCAGGACUACAUGUUGGCUGACUGCAAAGCCUCGGAGGUCCAAGAAUACACAGCAUCGUAUUUGGAGAAGGUCCUUGAGCCAUCUGGGUGGCAGGCAAUUUGGCACACCAGCGUGUUUGAGGUCCUGGUUGAAGUUGUUGACGUGGAUUACUCUGCUCUGAAGGCGGUGGUGCGCCUCUGUGAGCCUUUCCUGUGCGAGACUCGCGGGGGUGAUGCCUUCACUCAGGAGUGUAUGCAGGAGCUUUUAGAACUGAAGGCGCAGCGGCUGCCGUUGUGGGAGUUGUGGGUUGUCUUUGACGAGUCGGGGGAAUUGGACCACACCGCACUGGCUGUUGAGCACGUCAGGUUUUUCUACAAGCACAUCUGGCGGAGCUGGGAUGAAGAGGACGACGACGACUUCGAUUAUUUUGUCAGAUGUGUUGAACCUCGGCUCAGGCUGUACUAUGACAUUGCAGAAGACCGUGUCCCUUCCGCACUGGUGGCAGACUACCACGGCCUUCUCUCCCAGUGUGAAGAGCUCUACCGCCGGUUUCUAGACCUCAGGAACAGCCUCGCAAGUAGUGAUUCCGACACCGAAGCAGAGAACGUCUCCGUGGUGGAAGGGAUGAAACUCUACAACAGGGUAGAGCACCUGAAACAAAGGUUGAAGCUGAUUGAAAACCCUCUUUUGAGGUAUGUGUUUGGCUACCAGAAGCACGCUCGCCUCCAGGCGAGGGGAGUGCGCCCCUCGGGCACCACCGUCACCCAUAUUGUGUCUGCCACCAUGAUGUCAAGCUUGCUGCAGUGUCUCCUUAGGGAUAAAUUUUCUCCAGAGUAUUGUAAUGAAGAAAUGGAAAUACAGUUCCACAGCGACCCGCUGUCUGCUAUGAACGCCUGCUAUGCAGGGGACAGGAUCGUGGUUUGCCCUGGUCACUACAUUGUGGAGGGCACCUUGUGUGUCGCCGACAGCAUUGAACUAGAAGGCUACGGCUUGCCAGACGACAUCGUGAUAGAGAAACGAGGGAAGGGGGACGCUUUUGUGGAGUGCACUGCUGCGGACGUGAAAAUCUCUAGCGUGAAGCUGGUCCAGCAUGAUGCUGUGGAGGGCAUCUUGAGUGUCCAUCAAGGGAAGACCACCCUGGAGAACUGCGUGUUGCAGUGCGAGACCACAGGGGUGGCGGUACGAACAUCGGCUGAGCUUUUAAUGAAAAAUUCCGACUUGUACGGUGCUAAGGGUGCCGGUGUAGAAAUCUAUCCGGGCAGCAUGUGUACGUUGAUGGGGAACGGCAUACACCAUUGCAAGGAAGGAAUCCUAAUAAAAGACUUUUUGGAAGAAAAUUAUGACGUUCCCAGGAUAACAAUGGUGAACAACGUAAUACAUAAUAACGAAGGGUAUGGAGUGGUCCUGGUGAAGCCUACUGUCUCUCCGGAUGCCAAAGAGAGCGCUCCAGACAGCUCAGGAGGCACAAUCUUAAGUGGCCCAGAUCAAGCGAAGGACGUUCAUCCCACGGGCGGCGACCCCAUCCCGGCGUGCGAAGAUGCACACCAGCAGCUCGGCGGUGGGUGGGAGCCUCACGGAAGGGCAGGCGUUUCUGAGCACACGGAAGGCAAUUCUGAAAUCGCCAACGAACUUUCCGCCGCAUCUCUUAAGAAGAGCCACCUGCGUAAGAAGAGGCUGAGCAACCUGGGCAUCACGGAAGCGGACGACAACCUGAUGUGUCAGGAGAUGUUUGUGUCCAUUGUGGGCAACCACUUCAAGCGAAAUGGCAAAGGGAGCUUUGGCACAUUUCUCUACUAGGUUUCCCUAGUAGAAUGGCAUUGGAAUAAUAUAUAGCCUGGCUGCCGGCUGGCUUGCUGCAGAGGAGCUGAAACUGUUGACAUCCAUCCCUUAAAAAUAAUAAUUAUUAUUUGGCUCCAUUCCUUGCUUGUGUGUGAUUCCGGUGUAUUUAUUCUCCUAUGCAGCACAUCUGUUGCACAAAUGAAAUUUCUACUCCUUUGUGUGAGUUUUGAACCCAGCACUUGAGAGCAAAAGAAAACUUCCCCGUGGAACCUUUUGAAUGGAUAUGCUCUCUUUCUGCUUGCUAUACAUACAUAUAUAUCACUUACUGUAUUUAUUUCUGAUAGAAGACACCUUAUUAAAAAAUACAUUUGAAUCUCCAGCUGCAGAGGGGGCUGUUCAUAGUAACGUCAAACUGUUGACCUCUUAACCACAGCUGAAAAGAGUGUUUAGCUUCCUGCGUAGUAGUGGUGGUCUAUUAUUUUCAGCUGUUUUUAAAUAAAGCCUUUUUAAAAUAUAUAUAUUUAGGAAAUUGUCCCCCUUCUUUGUUUUGUGCAGAAUUCUGUCCCUUUCAAUAAACAUUAUA